This is a messenger RNA of Opisthorchis viverrini, 384 nucleotides long. RefSeq lists its product as hypothetical. The coding region runs from base 1 to 384 and encodes 127 amino acids. The record is from RefSeq and is a predicted model, not a curated record. Lineage: Eukaryota; Metazoa; Platyhelminthes; Trematoda; Opisthorchiida; Opisthorchiidae. The transcript has a single exon.
AUGGAUGACGGUGGCUCGCCCAUCACACAAUAUGUCAUUCGGUUUUGGCCAGUUGAUGUCGGUACACCAGAGGAGGUUGGGCGAACGGCAGACUUGGAAGCGUUUGUUACUCAGAUAUCACAGCCAUCAUCGGGAGAAUUUUCUGUAGGAGCCAUGGAUGCCAGUGCACAGACUUGGUGGUCUGGCCGAACUGAGGUAAUCAGCGUUCAGGAGCCGCUCACACAACCGAGAAUAUUUCAACCCGCGGAUGCUCUAAACCCGGAUGAUGAAGGGCUUGGUGGUCUAAUCGACAAAACUUUGGAGGUUAGUUUCUUCCCUGUCAAAUUUAUAGCCGUAUAUAUCUAUGCGAAAGUCACGGCAUUCUGUUGGGGACGUGACAACUAG